AUGCUCAAGAAACUUCCAGAACAAGAUAAAGGAGAGUUCAAGCACAUUAACCAAGGCAAUAUUAUCCUACGGCUUAGAGAUCACGAGAAGCUUCCAUGGAAGUUGGUGGAAUCAAGGUUCGCGACUGAGACAGGACUGCAUAGAGCCUGGAUGUCCUUGGCGCACGAAUACUAUUCGAUUCGCAACCAAAGUCAGCAUGCUUCAAUGCCAGAGGAUGCACAGGGAUCUCCAAUGCUUUGGGCUUUGCCACCGCAAUUGUUCUGGGCUAUGACGGGCCAAAGAAAGGAAGAGGGUGCAAGCUGGUCAGAAAUCACUAAGUUCAUGCACGAAGUUGGUGAGAAAGGGAGCGGAUCUGGGAUUCGUUCGAGAUUUAUGGCUACUCAAACAUACUUCGGCAUGUCGGUUGGCAAGCUGCGUGGGGAUGAGCCAUGGCUGCUUGAGAUACUGUCAACACCUUGGCUCCUGUGGCUGAAGGACCGUGAAGAGAUUUGGGCAGACCAAUUCCCAUGGCUAGCUGUGGCAUGGGAUGCCACCUCAAGCGCCGCAGAUGACGGUUCGGACCGGUGGCGUGCUUGGCGGAUAUACAACAAUGACUGGCUUUGGCAGUGGUCAAUCUGGGGCAAGACCGAGAUGUCCCAGGACCUCGCUGAUGAUUGGCUAACAAAGCUAAUCCAGUAUGAAGCGGACCCCAUGUUCAAACAACCUGCUGGAGAUCAAGUGCGGAGGGAUUGGCUUCUUGUUUUCCACGCUUUAGGUGUCCCUUGGUCGCAUAGAAGCCACUUCUUCGCAGAUAGGGCGGGCUUGCGCCGCGACUCAAAUCAGCUUAUGAAGACCAUGACGGGCACUCCCAGCAAAAUGACCACAACGCUGGAGCAACAUGAUCUGGAGCAGCUUUUGCAGCUCGGGGGCAAAAGAACAGGAAAAAAGAAACCCAUCUACGAAGAACUCGGGCUGAAGUACGGGCUCACUCACAGGCAACUACACAGUAUCUACACAAAAGAGAAAAAGGAACGGGUGAAUGCGUCUCCUACGAUGGAGAACAGUCCCGAGCAGGACGAAGCCAAGACAGUCCUACACGAGGACAGCAUACGGGAUCCUGUCUCCCCACAAGAGCAAAAGAUUGUCGACCCAGCCAUCAUAGAGUCACCAGACUCACCAACAAGUGUGCCCGCAACAACAGCCAACAUCGAACAAGAAGACCUGGACUACACUCAAAGCAAUGCAAAUUUUCCACACGAACCAGUUCCCGAGUUGGACGAUGAUCUCAAAGACCUGUCAUCAGUGCCUGUGACAACACUCAACAUCAAACAAGAAAGCCUGGACCAUACUCAAAGCGGCGCAUAUUCUCCAUACGAACCAGUUCCCAAGUUAGAAGGUGGUCUUGCAGUCAGUAUUGACAUGUUAGAAGGUGUGCAAGGUUUUCCCGGCCAAAUGUUCUCCAUGCCGUCCCAAAAGCAUGAAGACAUCAAAGCUUCUUUGGACGAUACCAUUGAGUGUAGUGUUGGCGUAUCUCAGCCUUUGACUGGCCAUGACGGUGGUGUUACUUGUGAAGAUGGCAUCCAAAAACGAGAAGGUUCUGCUUUUCUGGGGCCCGACCAGCCGGUGUCAACCUAUCCUGAGACCUUCUCGAGUCUAGGUCUUGAUCAGAGCAAAGAAGCGCCCAGCUCCUUCGACUCUGCGAGGAACAGAAGGUCUUCGAGGAACAUAGGGAGGAAGCGAUAUUUCGAGGAGGUCGAGGAAUAGCCGUAGCAGCAGGAAGACGACAGCUCAG
Molecule: messenger RNA, 1771 nt
Organism: Exophiala oligosperma
Lineage: Eukaryota; Fungi; Ascomycota; Eurotiomycetes; Chaetothyriales; Herpotrichiellaceae
Exons: 3
Coding region: 1-1743 (580 amino acids)
Source: RefSeq, a predicted model, not a curated record